Molecule: messenger RNA, 1935 nt
Organism: Dujonia railenensis
Lineage: Eukaryota; Fungi; Ascomycota; Pichiomycetes; Serinales; Debaryomycetaceae
Source: the annotation of a GenBank genome assembly
AUGAUUCGUUCGCUAACUAAUGGGUAUAUAAUACCACUCAUCACUUACACUGUGAAUCAUGUUCCAGCAUUCAUCUGGUUGAUUGUGGAAUUUGUAUUUGAUAUAUGCUUCUUUUGGGUCAAGAAAUUGUACCACUUUUACAUACGAAAGAACCCAUUAAGGGAAAAACUAAAGGAAUUGAAGAAUGUAUCAAACUAUACUGAAUGGAAGAAGACUGCAACAGAGAUAGAUAAGUUGACUAGUAUGGAGCUCUGGAGACAAAACUUUAUAUCAAAACACUACGAUUACAUUAUCAUAAACGAUAGAUUAAAGCUUCUUAGACAGGCAAGGUUGGACGGAGAUUCUCAACUAAUAAUGUCACUCUUCAGGUCAGGACUCAUAAGAAACUUUGGUGGUAUUCUGCAGAAGAAAUUGUACAUUAAAUCUUACAUGGGAACCAAGUAUAAGAUUGAAGAGUAUAUUAGUGAAGUGUUGAAAUGUCUUAAUUUUUUGAAUGAAUCCAUAACUGAUAGUAGUAGAACAAAUCAGCAACUCCCAAGAAGGAAAGAGUUUGUGAUGAAUUCCAAGCAGUUGAAAUUGGACUUUUUCCAUGACGCUAGGCAAUCUUUUGGAUGUACUGCCUUGUUACUUCAAGGUGGGUCAUUAUUCGGAUUAUGCCAUUUGGGAGUAGUAAAGGCGCUUUACUUUAAGGGUUUACUCCCAAGGAUCAUAGGUGGAAGCGCAGUUGGAGCUGCUGUUGCCUCUUUGGUUUGUACUUUAACAGAUCAAGAGUUGAUCCCUAUUUUGGUAUCCCCCGCUGACGUUAUGUGCGAUAUUGACAGAUUGAAUCAUGACGUUGAUGAAAGGUACGGCAAUGUCAUUGAAAACAUAGUGAAAAAGGGGUACAGUCAAGAUAUUUUGAUCUUCUUGAAGUUUGUUAGAGAUACAAUCGGAGAUUUAACAUUUGAAGAAGCAUAUUUAAAGACAGAGAAGAUUUUAAAUAUCGUUAUUCACCCCACACACCAGUCUAUACCCCUGUUGCUCAACUAUAUUACUGCUCCGAAUGUCAUAAUAUGGACUGCCAUUUACGCCUCCAUUGGUACAGGGGUGUUAAGUGACAAUGUUCAGUUGUAUGUAAAGGAUUUUAACAACAACAUUGUACCAAAACUGCCCUCCCUUGACGUUAAGUUUUUGAAGCCUCAAGAUGUGAACUAUCUGCAACAAUACUUCAGAGAAAAUGACAAUGACGCUACAGGAGCAGGCUCGUUUUUCAAGUAUAAUUUCAAAGAAUCUUCUUCCUACACAAGAUUAACAGAAUUAUUUAAUGUAAACCACUUCGUUAUUAGCUUGGCAAGGCCGUACUUGGCACCACUAAUAAGUAAUGAUCUAAAGCAUUACCAUAACUAUAGCGCUGUUUCGUAUACCAGCAUAUCGAAGAAGGACUCCAAACUGUCACCUACUUCAACGACAAAGGCUGCAAUUCCGAUUGACAACACAGAUGGUUCAACAUCAUCUUCAGCUUCAUCUUUAAAAGAUAGUCCUACUACUUCUUCCACCACUACACAUGCGUCCAUCGAGAAAACUACUAAAGAUACCAACUAUAACUUCAGGAAACAUUUUACUAAUAUCAUUGGGUUGGAGAUUCAGCAUAGAUUGGGCGUGUUGAAUAAAUUAGGAAUAUUGUCUGAUUUCAUAAAAAGAUUGUGCAUAGAUGAGAGGCCAUCAACUCCUCAGUCGUUGACUAGUAUAAGAGAAAUUACGAUAGUUCCUGAGCUACUGUAUUUGUUGAAAGACUUUGGCAGAAUAUUCGAUGUCCAUAAGACUAUGGAAAAUAUUCCCUACUGGGUAUUGGUGGGGGAGAAAUCAGUAUGGCCCCUCUUUCCGCUUUUACUCACAAGAUGCUCUAUUGAAUUUGCAUUAGACGAUCUAUAUAAUAUACAUAGAAAGAAAUCGUGA